AUGUGGAAGAAACAUCGGCAAGGACGCAAGCUCUCGAGCAAUUGCAAGCAAAUGGUUCUUUCCGUGUACGCCACGCUGCGAGAACAAAACCCGAAGGACGACAUCCUUGUGUGGCGUGUGAAGUACCUCCGCUCGAUCCUGAAGUUUCGGGCAGAGAGUAAAGUGAUCUAUUACCUCGACGAAACGUGGGUCGACGCCGGACACACCGUCAACAAGAUCUGGGUCCACACGAUGGUGCGUUCUGCCAGAUAUGCAGGAAAUCGUGGCCUCAGCACCGGUCUCAAAAAUCCAUCUGGCGAGGGCAGCAGACUGAUUGUGACUCACGUUGGAGGUGACGAAGGCUUUGUGGAAGGAUGCCUCGACAUUUUUCAUAGAGUGAAGUCGGGCGAUUAUUACGACGAGAUGGAUGCCAACAGAUGUGAAUGUUGCUUUGACUUGUUCCUGCCCAAGGUAGAGCCAGGAAGCAUUAUUGUAAUGGAUAACGCUUCCUACUACUCAAGACGCGUGGAAUGUGUCCCCACGAAAUCUUCAACCAAGAGUGUCAUCCAAGAAUGGCUAAGCUCAAAGGGAAUUGACUGGGACAAAAACAUGCUCAAGGUGGAAUAA
This is a messenger RNA of Ixodes scapularis (black-legged tick), 606 nucleotides long. RefSeq lists its product as uncharacterized. The transcript has 2 exons. The coding region runs from base 1 to 606 and encodes 201 amino acids. NCBI's taxonomy places the organism in Eukaryota, Metazoa, Arthropoda, Arachnida, Ixodida, Ixodidae. Gene Ontology annotation, molecular function: nucleic acid binding. The record is from RefSeq and is a predicted model, not a curated record.